AUAUCUAUUGUGGUUUCUUGGGAGAAGAAAAAUUCCACCGACGAAACCCAACGUAGAUACAUCUGCCGUGGGGACAUAGCUUUCGCAUUGGUCGCGUGGAAUCUUUCUCACCCAAAUUCAGAAAAGUCCAAAAGGAACAAUCCCUUACCAACAGCCAUUGGCAAACACGUCAAUUCAAUAUGGCCGACUCAACUGCCGCCGCUCCACCAACGGAGCAGGUGGCCAACCUGCACCUCGACGAUGUUACCGGAGAGAUGGUUUCCAAGAGCGAGCUGAAGAAGAGACAGAAGCUCCGUCAGAAGGAAGCCCAGAAGAUCGAGAAGGCCGCCGCCGCACCCCCCAAGCCUGCCGGUGCCAAAAAGACCAAUGCCGAAGCGGACGAGAAGGCACUGGAUCCCAGACAAUAUUUCGAAAAUCGAUCGCGUGCUAUCAACAAGCUGCGGGAGACGAAGCAGCCCAACCCGUACCCUCACAAGUUUCACGUCGACUAUGACGUCCGAAACUUCGUCAACGAUUUCAGCCACCUCAAGUCGGGCGAGCAUAACAAGGACAAAGUGAUUCAAGUCGGCGCCCGGAUAUACAACAAGCGUGCCUCGGGCUCGAAGCUCUUCUUCUACGAUGUGCGCACCGAGGGCACCAAGGUCCAGGUCAUGUGUCAGGCACAGGAGGCCCAGGGCAGCGUUCCGUUCGAUGAGCAGCACGUUCACCUGCGCCGAGGCGACAUCAUCGGUAUUGUUGGCUACCCCGGAAGAACAGCUCCUAAGUCCAAGAUCGAAAAGGGCGAGGAGGGCGAGCUGUCUAUCUUCGCCACUGAGAUUGUUCUCCUGACUCCUUGCCUGCACACCCUCCCCGACGAAUACUAUGGUUUCAAGGAUCACGAGGAACGUCACCGCAAGCGGUAUCUGGAUCUCAUCAUGAACGACCGUAGCCGCAACGUUCUCAUUACCAGGUCCAAGAUUGUCAGCUACAUUCGACGCUUCUUCGACGAACGGGACUUUAUCGAGGUCGAGACCCCCAUGAUGGGUGCGAUCGCUGGAGGUGCAACUGCCAAGCCGUUCGUGACACACCACAAUGACCUCGACAUGACUAUGUACAUGCGAAUCGCCCCAGAGCUCUAUCUCAAGGAGCUCGUCGUCGGAGGUCUUCACCGAGUAUACGAGCUUGGUCGCCAGUUCAGAAACGAGGGCAUUGACCUAACUCACAACCCCGAAUUCACCACAUGCGAGUUCUACCAGGCUUUCGCUGAUGUCUAUGACGUAAUGAAACUCACCGAGGAGUUGGUGAGCGGCAUCGUCAAGCAUGUCACUGGCGGAUACAAGACGAAGUUCACCACCCAGUCAGGCGAAGUGUAUGAAGUCAACUGGGAGGGCCCCUGGAAGCGCUACGACAUGAUCCCGACGUUGGAAGAGGCCACCGGCGAGAAGUUCCCUCCUGCCGACGAGCUCCACACGGCCGAGGCGAACGAGUUCUUGCAGCGCGUUCUCAAGAAGAUGAACUUGGAAUGCUCCCCACCCCUUACCAACGCUCGCAUGAUUGACAAGCUGGUUGGAGAGUACAUCGAAGAGCAAUGCGUCAACCCGAGCUUCAUCUUUGGUCACCCCCAAGUCAUGUCGCCUCUGGCCAAAUAUCACCGAGAGAUUCCUGGCCUUUGUGAGAGAUUCGAGGCCUUCGUGUGCAAGAAGGAGAUCGUAAACGCAUACACCGAGUUGAAUGAUCCUUUCGAUCAGCGACUGAGAUUCGAGGAGCAAGCUCGGCAGAAGGACCAGGGUGACGACGAGGCACAGUUGAUUGACGAGAACUUCUGCAUGUCUCUUGAAUACGGUCUUCCUCCCACCGGAGGCUGGGGUAUGGGUAUUGAUCGUCUAGUAAUGUUCUUGACGGACAACUACAGCAUCCGCGAAGUCCUCGCUUUCCCAUUCAUGAAGGAAGACAAGUCCGCUCAGAAGGAGAAGCUUGCUGCCGAGGAGGUUGGCAUUCAGCCCGUCCCCGAGGAGGGCAUCGCUCACAAGUAGGACGAGUCGAGUAGCGGCCCUGACACUAUAGGCUCCUGUCUUGUAUGUGGGUUAAGAAUUCCAUGGUCAGAGUCAGCUUGGACAGAGGAGUGUCAUGAUCAGACUGUAGCCGGGGGUCGUCUAAAGAAUUAAAAUAGACAAAGAACGGUAGAGAGAGGAAAAAUACAG
Molecule: messenger RNA, 2180 nt
Organism: Sodiomyces alkalinus F11
Lineage: Eukaryota; Fungi; Ascomycota; Sordariomycetes; Glomerellales; Plectosphaerellaceae
Product: lysyl-tRNA synthetase
Exons: 21
Coding region: 180-2012 (610 amino acids)
Biological process (GO): lysyl-tRNA aminoacylation
Cellular component (GO): cytoplasm; cytosol
Molecular function (GO): tRNA binding; ATP binding; lysine-tRNA ligase activity
Source: RefSeq, a predicted model, not a curated record